Messenger RNA from Neohortaea acidophila, 1298 nucleotides. Its product is annotated as Alpha/Beta hydrolase protein. Gene Ontology annotation, molecular function: epoxide hydrolase activity. The record is from RefSeq and is a predicted model, not a curated record. Lineage: Eukaryota; Fungi; Ascomycota; Dothideomycetes; Mycosphaerellales; Teratosphaeriaceae. Bases 233 to 1090 code for a protein of 285 amino acids. The transcript has a single exon.
CUAGUUUUCAGCUCUGCGAAUCCCCCACGAUGGCUCCCUUUUUGAGCAACGUUUUAUUUCUCCAUUCGUUUAGACUGAGGAGUCAGCAUGUCCGGCGAUUCCGAUAGACGCCAUUACAUCUCGCGAACGCGAAGCUGAUAAAUCGUUGUGACAGUAGUACAUAUAUCAUGCCAUCGGCCCCUCCAUCCUAUCUCUACUCGCGAAGCGUAAUUCGAUUCAGUCCGUCACAAUCAUGCCCGCCGUCCUACACAAGACCGCUCAAGUUGACGGGGUCAAGAUAUUCUACCGAGAAGCAGGCUCGCCAAGCUCUCCCGGCCUCCUCCUCCUCCAUGGUCAUGCGUCCGCCUCGCAUACCUUCCGCAACAUCAUCCCAGGGCUCGCAGACUCCUUCCAUGUCGUAGCUCCGGACUAUCCAGGCUUUGGCAACUCCGAUCGCCCGGACGCAAAGAGCUACACUUACACCUUUGAGAACAUUGCAAAGACUCUGGAAAAGUUGACCGAGCAGAUUGGCGUCACCAAGUACUAUCUCUACAUUUUUGAUUUCGGCGGCCCAAUUGGUGGCUGGAUGUUCGAACAUCACCCCGACAAAGUCCUCGGACUCUUCACGCAAUCCGGCAAUCUUUACGUAGAGGGCAUUUCCGAGGACAUUGGAAAGCAACUCGGCGGCCUGUGGAAGGAUCCUCAUGGUCAGGCCGCGAUCGACGGUGUCAAACACAUUCUCGAGCCUCAUGGAAUUGCCUGGGCCUACACCAACAUCCCGAACCCCGAACGCGUUGCUCCCGAAGCACCCGACCUUGACGCCUACUACACCACCCGCCCGGGCGCGCAAGAGAUCCAGCUCGACCUCCUGCGCGACUACCAGAAUGUUCCUCCAAAGUAUGGUGACUGGCAGAAAUUGAUACGCGAGCACAAGCCAAAGAUUGUCGCGCGCUGGGGUGAGCACGAUCCGUUCUUCCGACCCCCGGGGGCGGAAGCUUUCAAAACGGAUUCGCCCAAUGCCGAUGUCAAGAUCAUCCCCGAUGGUGGCCACUUCCUCAACGAGACGCACCCCGAGGAGAUUAUUGCGGGGUUGAAGAAGUUGCUGGCAUGAUGAUGGGUUUCGCAAGCUGAGUGCAAUGAAAUGGUAGUUCAGGCAUCAUUCAAACACGUUUGCUCCGACCAGAUCUACGAUCCCUGCCGUCCUUUCCCAGUGAAAGAUUCUCUCAACGCCGCUCAACUCGUCCAAGCCAUGAUAAUUGCCUGAGAACAGCCAACUGUCCAAGUCGGAGCGCCAUACGGUACAAGCAUAAUUCCAGACG